AUGUGUGCCACUCCCCUCUUCGCGUCCUUCAUCCUCCUCUACAUCCUGCAUCUCUUCGUGAAGAAAUUCCUGCUUUGGUCCAAACUACCACCAGGUCCAUGGGGCGUGCCAUUUCUGGGCUCAGCCCCCUCUCUCCUGGGAGGACACAUAUACAAGCGAUUGGAUUCCAUGAGGAAGAAGCACGGGGACAUCUUCACCAUCGGCUUGUUCCACAAGGAGCUCGUGAUUCUGAGCAACUGGGAAUUGGUGCGCGAUUUCUUCGGACGGAUGGAAGUCUCUGGCCGACCUGAUGCCAUGAUCUUUCGACAAAUCUCUUACGGAAACAAUGGCAUCGUUUGCUCGGAGGGGAGCCUGUGGCAAGAGAACCGUCGCUUCACCAUGCGGGUUUUGAGGGAUUUUGGAUUCGGGAAAAUGGACGCCUUGGAUUCUAUGAUCCAAGACUCUGCCCUUGAUCUCUGCCGAUACUUCAAAGAGAAUCAGCGCGAAUUGCAAGACCUGGGUCCCCGGCUCAAUCUUGCCAUCCUCAACAUCAUUUGGAAAAUGACUGCCGACAAGCAAUUCUCCCAUGAUGAUCAGGAUAUGCAGGACUUCAUGAAUCAAUGCAUGGAAGUUGUGAGCGACUCCAGCAUCCUCGGGCCCUUUCAAUUGGUCCCAGCUCUGGUCUACCUUUGGCCGCCAGCACUCCGGGCCUCUAGACGCAUUGAUCGCAAUAUGGCCGCCAUUUCCAAGAGAUUCCUGGAAGAAGUGGAAGAGCACAAGAGGAACCUUUCUUCAUCCGGGGUGUCCAAAGACUACAUCGAUGCCUACCUCACCGAAAUGGAACAACAGAAGUCUCGAGGAGAAAUCAAUCCCAAUUUCUCAGGUACCACUCUUAACAAGUGCGACAACUAA
This is a messenger RNA of Darwinula stevensoni, 891 nucleotides long. NCBI's taxonomy places the organism in Eukaryota, Metazoa, Arthropoda, Ostracoda, Podocopida, Darwinulidae. The record is from the annotation of a GenBank genome assembly.